UCAAAAUUACAAUACGAUAGAUGCGUCCAAACCAAAUUUCAGAAGACAAAUACUCUAAUCAAUAAUGUAGUAUUCUGUGCAAAUGAAUCAAAUAUUUUCAAGAUUCAUAAUCAGCAUGAAAAUACGUCUAUUGCAUUUGUCAUGGAAAAUUAUAAAAAUCAUAAAGAAAAUAUAAUGCAUCUCAUGCAGACUUUAAGACAUUUACAUUUGGAAAUUACAAGAAUAGGAAGACAAAUUAAUUCUGAUUAUUGUGUGCAAUUUCUGUUCGAAUUGACAGUCCAUUUUACAGUAGUAACAUCGAAUGCUUAUUAUUUAUAUUGUGUUUUUUCUGGUCAUAUAACGGUCAAUAAUGAAAAAGUUAUUGCCAUGACAAUAUGGGGAAGCAUUUAUUUACUUAAAAUUAUAUUAAUAAAUUGGCUUUGCACGAGUGCGUCAACCGAGGCAUAUAAAACAAGUGAAAUUCUACAAUCUUUUGAAGGAUCUAUUAUCGAUAAUGAUAUGAGAGAAGAGAUUCAUCAAUUUACACAACAAAUAGUGCUUAAUUCAUUAAACUUUUCUGCUUGUGGUUUCUUUUCAAUUGAUAAUUCACUUACUGGCAAGUCACAACAUUUUUUGCCCAAUACCAUAUGAUACUGUGCUUAACAUAUAUAUAUGAAAACAAUUCAGCUAAACUAAAACUUAUUCUUGCCAACGACAUA
Messenger RNA from Acromyrmex echinatior (Panamanian leafcutter ant), 698 nucleotides. RefSeq lists its product as uncharacterized. Gene Ontology annotation, biological process: sensory perception of taste; chemosensory behavior; male courtship behavior. The record is from RefSeq and is a predicted model, not a curated record. NCBI's taxonomy places the organism in Eukaryota, Metazoa, Arthropoda, Insecta, Hymenoptera, Formicidae. Gene Ontology annotation, cellular component: membrane; dendrite; axon.